CCUGUGCAGGAUGGGACACAUGGCCAGAGCUGGUGGGAACCUUGGGGUCUGGGGGAGCUUGGUGCUACUGGUUCUGUACGGCUGCACUGUGGCCAGGGUGGCUGUCACCAAUGUCACCGUGGAUGGACUGGAUCCUGGCUCUUCAUAUGAAUGUUCUGUGUGGGUGGAAAGAGAUGGAGUCAACAGCUCCACAGAGACUCUAAAUGCCUCCACAGCUCCAAACCCAGUGAGAGACCUCAAGGUGAAAUCUCAGACCACCAGCUCCAUCAGCCUGAGGUGGGAUGUCCCUGAGGACCACCCCUCCCAGGACCUCACCUACUGGGCCCACUGCAGAAAAGAAGGUGGUAAAAUUAACACCCGGAAUACAACAAUCACCAAUGUCACCGUGGAUGGACUGGAUCCUGGCUCUUCAUAUGAAUGUUCUGUGUGGGUGGAAAGAGAUGGAGUCAACAGCUCUACAGAGACUCUAAAUGCCUCCACAGCUCCAAAACCAGUGAGAGACCUCAGGGUGGAAUCUCAGACCACCAGCUCCAUCAGCCUGAGGUGGGAUGUCCCUGAGGACCACCCCUCCCAGGACCUCACCUACUGGGCCCAGUGCAGUAGAGAAGGUGGUAAAAUUAACACCCGGAAUACAACAGUCACCAAUGUCGCUGUGGAUGGACUGGAUCCUGGCUCUUCAUAUGAAUGUUCUGUGUGGGUGGAAAGAGAUGGAGUCAACAGCUCCACAGAGACUCUAAAUGCCUCCACAGCUCCAAACCCAGUGAGAGACCUCAGGGUGGAAUCUCAGACCACCAGCUCCAUCAGCCUGAGCUGGGAUGUCCCUGAUGACCACCCCUCGCAGGACCUCACCUACUGGGCCCAGUGCAGUAAAGAAGGUGUGGAAAGUAGGAAUCCAAGCACAAGAGACACCAAUGUCACCGUGGAUGGACUGGAUCCUGGCUCUUCAUAUGAAUGUUCUGUGUGGGUGGAAAGAGAUGGAGUCAACAGCUCCACAGAGACUCUAAAUGCCUCCACAGCUCCAAACCCAGUGAGAGACCUCAGGGUGGAAUCUCAGACCACCAGCUCCAUCAGUCUGAGCUGGGAUGUCCCUGAUGACCACCCCUCGCAGGACCUCACCUACUGGGCCCAGUGCAGUAAAGAAGGUGUGGAAAGUAGGAAUCCAAGCACAAGAGACAACAAUGUCACCGUGGAUGGACUGGAUCCUGGCUCUUCAUAUGAAUGUUCUGUGUGGGUGGAAAGAGAUGGAGUCAACAGCUCCACAGAGACUCUAAAUGCCUCCACAGACCUCAUGUCCCCUUGUGUCUCCAUUGCAGCUCCAAACCCAGUGAGAGACCUCAAGGUGAAAUCUCAGACCACCAGCUCCAUCAGCCUGAGGUGGGAUGUCCCUGAGGGCCACCCCUCCCAGGACCUAACCUACUGGGCCCAGUGCAGUAGAGAAGGUGCGGAAAGUAGGAAUCCAAGCACAAGAGACACCAAUGUCACCGUGGAUGGACUGGAUCCUGGCUCUUUAUAUGAAUGUUCUGUGUGGGUGGAAAGAGAUGGAGUCAACAGCUCCACAGAGACUCUAAAUGCCUCCACAGCUCCAAACCCAGUGAGAGACCUCAAGGUGAAAUCUCAGACCACCAGCUCCAUCAGCCUGAGGUGGGAUGUCCCUGAGGGCCACCCCUCCCAGGACCUAACCUACUGGGCCCACUGCAGUAGAGAAGGUUCGGAAAGUAGGAAUCCAAGCACAAGAGACACCAAUGUCACCGUGGAUGGACUGGAUCCUGGCUCUUUAUAUGAAUGUUCUGUGUGGGUGGAAAGAGAUGGAGUCAACAGCUCCACAGAGACUCUAAAUGCCUCCACAGCUCCAAAACCAGUGAGAGACCUCAGGGUGGAAUCUCAGACCACCAGCUCCAUCAGCCUGAGGUGGGAUGUCCCUGAGGACCACCCCUCCCAGGACCUCACCUACUGGGCCCAGUGCAGUAGAGAAGGUGGUAAAAUUAACACCCGGAAUACAACAGUCACCAAUGUCGCUGUGGAUGGACUGGAUCCUGGCUCUUCAUAUGAAUGUUCUGUGUGGGUGGAAAGAGAUGGAGUCAACAGCUCCACAGAGACUCUAAAUGCCUCCACAGCUCCAAACCCAGUGAGAGACCUCAGGGUGGAAUCUCAGACCACCAGCUCCAUCAGUCUGAGCUGGGAUGUCCCUGAUGACCACCCCUCCCAGGACCUCACCUACUGGGCCCAGUGCAGUAAAGAAGGUGUGGAAAGUACCCGGAAUCCAAGCACAAGAGACAACAAUGUCACCGUGGAUGGACUGGAUCCUGGCUCUUCAUAUGAAUGUUCUGUGUGGGUGGAAAGAGAUGGAGUCAACAGCUCCACAGAGACUCUAAAUGCCUCCACAGCUCCAAGACCAGUGAGAGACCUCAGGCUGGAAUCUCAGACCACCAGCUCCAUCAGCCUGAGGUGGGAUGUCCCUGAGGGCCACCUCUCCCAGGACCUCACCUACUGGGCCCAGUGCAGUAGAGAAGGUGCGGAAAGUAGGAAUCCAAGCACAACAGUCACCAACGUCACCGUGGAUGGACUGGAUCCUGGCUCUUCAUAUGAAUGUUCUGUGUGGGUGGAAAGAGAUGGAGUCAACAGCUCCACAGAGACUCUAAAUGCCUCCACAGCUCCAAACCCAGUGAGAGACCUCAGGGUGGAAUCUCAGACCACCAGCUCCAUCAGCCUGAGGUGGGAUGUCCCUGAGGACCACCCCUCCCAGGACCUCACCUACUGGGCCCAGUGCAGUAAAGAAGGUGGUAAAAUUAACACCCGGAAUACAACAGUCACCAAUGUCACCGUGGAUGGACUUGAUCCUGGCUCUUCAUAUGAAUGUUCUGUGUGGGUGGAAAGAGAUGGAGUCAACAGCUCCACAGAGACUCUAAAUGCCUCCACAGCUCCAAACCCAGUGAGAGAACUCAAGGUGAAAUCUCAGACCACCAGCUCCAUCAGCCUGAGGUGGGAUGUCCCUGAGGGCCACCCCUCCCAGGACCUAACCUACUGGGCCCACUGCAGUAGAGAAGGUUCGGAAAGUAGGAAUCCAAGCACAAGAGACACCAAUGUCACCGUGGAUGGACUGGAUCCUGGCUCUUUAUAUGAAUGUUCUGUGUGGGUGGAAAGAGAUGGAGUCAACAGCUCCACAGAGACUCUAAAUGCCUCCACAGACCUCAUGUCCCUUUCUGUCUCCAUUGCAGCUCCAAACCCAGUGAGAGACCUCAGGGUGAAAUCUCAGACCACCAGCUCCAUCAGCCUGAGGUGGGAUGUCCCUGAGGACCACCCCUCUCAGGACCUCACCUACUGGGCCCACUGCAGUAGUGAAGGUGCGGAAAGUAGGAAUUCAAGCACAACAGACACCAAUGUCACCGUGGAUGGACUGGAUCCUGGCUCUUUAUAUGAAUGUUCUGUGUGGGUGGAAAAAAAUGGAGUCAACAGCUCUAGAGUGAACAUCACUAACUCCACAGUCCCCGCUGCUGUCAACAGCAUCUCCUGUGUCAGCACCUCUGGAGGCUACGGGGCCUUCCUGAACUGGUCCUGCCCAUCUGGAGCUUAUGAGACCUUUGAGGUGGAAGUGCACAGACAGAGAAGCUCCCAGAAUGGAGAUUUGUGCGAGAAGGGCAUGUCUGUGUCAGACCUUGGGCCAGCUCAGUCCUACACGGCCACUGUCACCACUGUCUCGAAUGGACUAAAGGCCCCAUCCGUCUCUGUGACCUGCUACACAGAGAGCGCAGGGGUCAUUGCGGGAGCCAUCGUGGGCGUCCUCCUGUUUUUCAUCCUGGUGGGUCUCCUGAUUUUCUUCCUGAAGAGGAGAAAGAAGAGCCAGGAGGAGGGAGCGCAUAAGCAUCUGGUGUUCAGCUUCCCAGGGGACAUCCUAGCCAAAGACUUUGCUGACCACGUCAUGAAGAACGGGAAGGAUAGCAACUAUGGAUUUGCCAGGGAGUAUCAGCAAUUGUCUCUGGAGGGCCAAGGCCAGCCGCAGACGACAGCAUCGGCUCUGGAGAACGCAUCCAAGAACCGCUACAGGAAUGUGCUGCCCUAUGACUGGUCCCGGGUGCCCCUAAAGCCCCUCCAGGAUGAACCAGGCUCUACCUAUAUCAACGCUAGCUUCAUACCUGGUCUCUGGAGCCCCAGGGAAUUUAUUGCAACCCAGGGUCCCCUGCCUCACACUGUGGGGGAUUUCUGGCGUAUGGUGUGGGAACAGCAGAGCCACACCCUGGUCAUGCUAACCAACUGCAUGGAGUCUGGACGGGUGAAGUGUGAGCAUUACUGGCCUCUGGAUUCUCAGCCCUGCACUCACGGGCAGUUGCAGGUGACACUGAUGAAUGAAGAGGUGAAGGAGAACUGGGCAGUGAGGGACCUCCAGCUCUUCCAUGUAAAAGAGCAUCAGUCUCUCUCUGUGCGCCAAUUCCACUACCUGGCCUGGCCAGAUCACGGAGUCCCUUACUCCCCGGACCCCUUGCUAGCUUUCCAGAAGAUGCUUCGGCAGUGGUUGGACCAGAACAUGGAUGGAGGCCCUCCCAUUGUGCACUGCAGUGCUGGUGUGGGCCGGACAGGCACCCUAAUUGCCCUGGACGUCCUGCUCCGGCAGCUGCAGUGUGAGGGGCUGGUAGGUCCCUUCAGCUUCGUGAAGAAGAUGAGAGAGAGCCGACCACUGAUGGUGCAGACAGAGGCCCAGUAUGUAUUUUUCCACCAGUGCAUCCUGAAAUCCCUCCAGAAUUCAGCCUCCACCCUCAACCAAAAGGAUGUAGUCUAUGAGAAUGUAGCUGCCAUCAGAGCUCAUGAGUCUGAGGUCUCAGCUACUGGGUGCUGAGCCUUAUGCACAGUAAUACUCAGGCUGGAUAUGGAGCCCAGAUACCUGGACCUCCAAGAGAACUGAGGAUUGGAGUCCCAGCCUCCCCAGCACACUGGAACGCCAUCUCCUGUUGUCCACAGACAGGAUGGGACUAAUGUACUUCAACUAUGAGCCCUGCGGGAGCUGGAAGCCCAAGGACAGGGUUGACAGGCAAUUUCCUGUGUUUUUGAGUGGGGGUGGCUGUGCCUGGGUAUGCAGGUUCUCAAAGAAAUAGGCUGGAACCUGGAUUCGGAAGAAAGAAUUGGGGUCUGGAAUUCUGCUACCUGAGGAACAAGGGCAGACAGGUACUCGCCAGUCCCCCCCCACACACACACCUUAUUUCUGAAACCAAACCAGUCUCCUUGAAUUGGAGGCUGAAGGAGUCCCUUUGCUUGUGGGCUCCGUGCAGCCCAUGCUUGCACAUUCUUUCCGUCUACGUAAUUUAUUUUACUAUUCUCCCUAAGGUGGAUAUUUGUGUCUGGAGACAAUACUUGGGGUAGAAGAGGGGGUUCCAGACCUUAACAUGUGAACAAACAUGUAUGGAGAGGCUCUUGAAGAGUCCAUUAUAUUCUACCACCUCGUUUAAAAAACAAAACAAAACAGGAUUGAGGCUGGAAGGAUAGCUCAGUUGGUUGGGAAAAUGCUUGCUUUGCAGACUUGGGGACCUGACUUUGAGGCCCCAGAGACCCAUGUGGGAAAAGCUGGGUGUGGGCGGACUUGCUUGUAGUGCCUAAUUGAGGAGGCAGAGAUGGACAGCCAGCCUAACCUACUUGGUGUGUUCCGUGCCAAUGACAAAAUGGACAGGGACACUGAGGCGGCUCAUCCAGAAAAGGCACUUCCUGUAAGCUCUGGUGACUUGAGUUCAAUCCCCGGGAAGCCACAUGGCUGUAGGAGAGAGCCAGCACCUUCCAACUGUCUUUUGGCCUCCACAUAUC
Messenger RNA from Phodopus roborovskii (desert hamster), 5784 nucleotides. RefSeq names its product protein tyrosine phosphatase receptor type H (gene Ptprh). The record is from RefSeq and is a predicted model, not a curated record. The coding region runs from base 11 to 4828 and encodes 1605 amino acids. Gene Ontology annotation, molecular function: protein tyrosine phosphatase activity; cadherin binding. Gene Ontology annotation, biological process: angiogenesis; protein dephosphorylation. The transcript has 26 exons. NCBI's taxonomy places the organism in Eukaryota, Metazoa, Chordata, Mammalia, Rodentia, Cricetidae.